Molecule: messenger RNA, 429 nt
Organism: Calidris pugnax (ruff)
Lineage: Eukaryota; Metazoa; Chordata; Aves; Charadriiformes; Scolopacidae
Product: scale keratin-like
Exons: 1
Coding region: 1-429 (142 amino acids)
Cellular component (GO): intermediate filament
Molecular function (GO): structural constituent of cytoskeleton
Source: RefSeq, a predicted model, not a curated record
AUGUCUUGCUACGACCUGUGCUCCCCCACCGCCUGCGGCGUCUACCGCCCCCAGCCCAUCGCUGACAGCUGCAACGAGCCCUGCGUCCGCCAGUGCCCUGACUCCACCACCAUCAUCCAACCCCCUCCCGUUGUCGUCACCUUGCCCGGCCCCAUCCUCAGCUCCUUCCCCCAGGAUUCCGUUGUGGGAUCCUCUGGAGCCCCCAUCCUUGGGGGCUAUGGGGGCUACGGCUACGGGGGCUACGGGGGCCUGUGGGGCUCCGGGGGCUACGGAGGCUCCUCCCUGGGCUAUGGGGGUCUGUGGGGCUAUGGGGGCUCUCUUGGUUACAGGGGUCUGUAUGGCUACAGUAGAGGCUACGCUUCUAGCAAUUGCAACCCUUUCUCCUACUGGUCCAACAGGUACCUCCGUGGGAGCUGUGGGCCCUGCUAA